Molecule: messenger RNA, 2424 nt
Organism: Symbiodinium sp. CCMP2592
Lineage: Eukaryota; Dinophyceae; Suessiales; Symbiodiniaceae
Source: the annotation of a GenBank genome assembly
AUGCCGAACGUUGGACCCCGGAUGGCCACGACGUACGCGAAGGCCGAGCACGCGAGGAACAGGGAGGUGGUGAUCAUCGCCUACGGUUCGGAGAUGAACUACCCCGAUGGUGAAUCGCCGGAGAACUCGUACUGCGCUGGACACACGGGGAUCGUACAGGAGUAUUGUCGCUGGGCUUUUGGCAAGGAGAACUUUACCUUUCAGACGGUGGACGUUCGAAAUCUCGGCAACCCGGCGGUCAACUACGACGUUCUGAAGCACCUCAGUAUUGGACAGAACGGCAUGUGGCAAGCGCUGGUCUUACUCAUUGGACUCAUCUGGACGUGGUUCGAACUUCGUGGGCCACAGCAAAAACUCGCGUUGUUCUUGCACUGUGCGAAGGGCAAGCACAGGGCGGCUGGGACCGGAUCGCUUCUUUCGAUUGCCACCGGUUUCCCUUGUUAUUUCCCGACGUUCAACUUCCCCAACGUCUGGGACGCGCGGUUCUACUUCGUUCGACUACCCGCUGUUCUGCCGGACUUGGACGAAAUCAACGACUUCAUUCUCUCCGCGGCGGACUGCGCGAAGUACCCCUUCAAGUCCGAACCUCGCCGAGAACUCGCCUGGAAGAUCUGUCAGGUCAAACACAACCUGGUCGAGCCGGACUCGGACCUCGCCACGUGGGUCUAUGAGAACAACCUUCAGGACUCGCAGGACAACGAGGGGUACUACUCGGACACGGAGGAGGAAAAGGUUCUCGCAGACUUCAGAGGCGAGAACAGGACAGUUCGACGGACCAGGAGAAGGCGAAAGGCACCCACGCCGGACAACGCUGAUGAAGAGGAGGAGGACAAACCCGUGGAGCAGUCGUCGAGCUCGGACGAGGAGGAACAGGAACCGGCGGACAUGAAAAAGUUCGAGAACACGAAGAUGUUCCCCGGAGAAGCUGUGGACGAUGAUGGCUUUGUUCGUGUUAACAGAACAGGCAAGGGCAAAAAGCUCGGUCUGGACGACGACGUACCUCCCAAGAUGUGCCCGGAGAACUACACCGCGGUGGACAUGAUCGAGUUCGCGCUGUACAAGGCACGCCAACGCGGUGGACAAGUCGCCGGUGGACAACCUCUGUUUGGAGAUGGCCAAGGAGAGAGAGUCUUGGCAGAAGAAAUAGCCACUCUGGUAGUUAUCUCUGAUUGUUGCAUUCCACAGCCAGUCCAAGAACGCGCUGUACUCCUUUACAAAGCUCCAUCGGUGGCCUCCGCGAUGGCCCUGUACAAAAACAAGUUCGACGAUCAUGCCAUGGCUUCUCUCGUUGAGCAAUCCCCGUGGGGACGUGUCCUGGCCCAUGACAUCGCCAAACAAAUGCGCAGUAAGUUCAUGGACGGCGAUAUCAGGAACCCGUCGAACUAUUUCCUGACGAACAUCAACACGAAGGCCAAACACGCGAUGCACCCGAGGAGCGACGACGAGGAGUUCCAGGCGUACAAGACGGCCAAAUCACGCCGGGUCCAGAGACAGGCCAGGGGGGCAGGCGAGGGACCGAGGGACGGCUGGGAGCCGGUGAGAUCGCCGAGCCAACUCAACCAGCACGACCUACCCGGUGGACUUGGUUGGGAACGUGUCAUGGACUCGCUGGACGACGACCAGAACCUGGUCAUCGAGGGUCUGCUGAGGAGGCAAAGGACGGAGGAGUUGAAACGCGAGGGCGUUGACACGCCGGAGCAUGGCGCAGGACACCCCUCGGUGGACAGACCUAAGGGUUCUUUCGUGCCGGACAGCCAGUCUUGGUGCCCACCCCAGCGGCCACCCAUGCACGUGGAGAACACGCCGGACGCACCCCCCAUGGCCCACCACGGCCCUCCACUGCCUCGUGGCCCACCCGCCGGACGACAACGCGACGUGGAGCAGAGCGCUGGACACACGAAGGCCCCGGCCAAGGCACCCGCUGUUCCCUCCAAGAAAACCACGAAGGCCGAGCCACCAUCGGAGGACGAUCGGAUGUCUGUGCAGUCCGCAGGUCAAAAGUCGACGACGUCCAAAAUGGGGGUGCACUCGCAGUUCUCCGAUGCCACGUUGGACACCAGUCUGCCUGGAUCCGCGACGGCCACGACAAAGGACAAGGACAAGGCCAAGCUGCUCAGGGCCAUGCAGAUCGCAAAGGAAGAGAUGGAGGCCAAAAAACUCGAGGUCCAGUUCUUGAAGCUGCAAUCACAGCUGGAGGACCCGGAGGACGAAGAUGAAGAUGUCGACGUCGAGGAACACCCGGUGGACGACGACGACGACGUACCUGAAUUUCCGGCGGACGAUGGCACAACGGGCGAUGGCGAGCACCCGCAGGAGGAAGAGAUCCACCCGAAGGACGAGGACCAGGAGGAGGAGGAGGAGAACGCGGUGGAGGAUGCGCCGGUCGACCCCCCGAGGACUGUUCCUGUGUCUGGACCGCACUAA